Molecule: messenger RNA, 222 nt
Organism: Clonostachys byssicola
Lineage: Eukaryota; Fungi; Ascomycota; Sordariomycetes; Hypocreales; Bionectriaceae
Source: the annotation of a GenBank genome assembly
AUGCCCCCCGAAACAACAGACAAGCAUGCCGCUGCCCAACAAGCCGUGGAUAUUCUCCACGAGAUCUCAACAAUUCUGAACUGCCACCUAGACCGCCGGACUCUAUCCAUUUGUAUCUCAAUGAUUGAGCGUGGUGUGAACCCCGAAGCCUUAGCUCAAGUGGUCAAGGAUCUACGACAGGAGGCUCAAGCAGUAGAACAGCAAGCCGCCACUAGGCAAUGA